Molecule: messenger RNA, 3628 nt
Organism: Eubalaena glacialis (North Atlantic right whale)
Lineage: Eukaryota; Metazoa; Chordata; Mammalia; Artiodactyla; Balaenidae
Gene: TNFRSF21
Product: TNF receptor superfamily member 21
Exons: 6
Coding region: 477-2435 (652 amino acids)
Biological process (GO): negative regulation of T cell proliferation; signal transduction; humoral immune response
Molecular function (GO): protein binding
Source: RefSeq, a predicted model, not a curated record
ACAAAGGGCCGAUUCCCCGCCCCUUCAGCACCACCACGUGUGUCCCCGCGCCCGGCGACCACCCGACUCAUUCCCUCGCCGGCCGGUCUGGGCAGCGGAGGAGGGUGGUUGGCAGCGGCUGGAGGCUUCGCUAUGGGAAGUUGUUCCUUCGCUCUCUCGCGCCCAGCCCUCCUCCCUGGUUCUCCGCAGCCGCUGUCGGAGGAGAGCACGGGGAGGCGCGGGUUGCAGCCGCGGCUGCUUCUCCCCGCCCGGGCAGCCGCGCAGCUGGGCAGGUGCUGAGCGCCCCCGGAGCCUCCCUCGCCGCCUCCCUCCUCUGUCGGGCUGUCCGGCUGCCGCAGUGCACAUGGGGUGUUGGAGGUAGAUGGGCUCCCGGCUCGGGAGGCGGCGGUGGAUGCGGCGCUGGGCAGAAGCAGCCGCUGAUUCCAGCUGCCGGGGGGCCACGCGCCCCGGGCGCCCUGCGAGCCCCGGGCUCAGCCAUGGGGAUCUCCGCGAGCAGCAGCACCGCCCCGGCCUCCUGCAGCCGCAUCGCCGGAGCCACGAUGAUCGCGGGCUCCCUUUUCCUGCUUGGAUUCCUCAGUACCACCAGGGCUCAGCCAGAACAGAAGGCCCCAAGUCUCAUUGGCAAAUACCACCAUGUCGACCGUGUCACCGGCCAGGUGCUUACCUGUGACAAGUGUCCGGCAGGAACCUAUGUGUCUGAGCACUGUACCAACACAAGCCUGCGUGUCUGCAGCAGCUGCCCCAUGGGGACCUUUACCAGACACGAGAAUGGCAUUGAGAAAUGCCACGGGUGUAGUCAGCCGUGCCCCUGGCCGAUGAUUGAGAAAUUACCUUGUGCUGCCUUGACUGACCGAGAAUGCACUUGCCCACCUGGCAUGUUCCAGUCAAAUGGUACCUGCGCCCCCCACACGGUGUGCCCUGUGGGUUGGGGGGUGCGGAAGAAGGGGACAGAGAUGGAGGACGUACGGUGUAAGCAGUGUGCUCGGGGGACCUUCUCUGAUGUGCCUUCCAGUGUGAGGAGAUGCAGAGCAUACACAGACUGUCUGAGUCAGAACCUGGCGGUGAUCAGGCUGGGGACCAAGGAGGCAGACAACGUCUGUGGCACGCUCCCGCCCCUCUCCAGCACCACCCCUCCUUCCCCUGGCACAAUCAGCCUUUCCCGCCCUGAGCAUGUGGAACCCCACGAAGUCCCUUCCUCCACUUAUGUUCCCAAAGGCAUGAACUCAACAGAAUCCAACUCUUCUGCCUCUGUUAGACCAAAGGUGCCGAGUGGCAUCCAGGAAGGGACAGUCCCUGAGAACACAAGCUCAGCGAAGGGGGAGGAAGGCAUGAACAAGACCCUCCCAAACCUCCAGGUAGUCAACCACCAGCAAGGCCCCCACCACAGACACAUCCUGAAGCUGCUGCCAUCCAUGGAGGCCACUGGGGGCGAGAAGUCCAGCACGCCCAUCAAAGGCCUCAAGAGGGGCCAUCCCAGGCAGAACCCGCACAAGCAUUUUGACAUCAAUGAGCAUCUGCCGUGGAUGAUCGUGCUUUUCCUGCUGCUGGUGCUUGUGGUGAUAGUGGUGUGCAGUAUCCGGAAAAGCUCGAGGACUCUGAAGAAGGGGCCCCGGCAGGAUCCCAGCACCAUUGUGGAAAAGGCGGGGCUCAAGAAAUCCAUGACCCCCACCCAGAACCGGGAGAAGUGGAUCUACUACUGCAAUGGCCACGGUAUUGACAUCCUGAAGCUUGUAGCAGCCCAAGUGGGAAGCCAGUGGAAGGAUAUCUAUCAGCUUCUGUGCAAUGCCAGCGAGAGGGAGGUGGCCGCUUUCUCCAACGGGUACACGGCGGACCACGAGCGGGCCUACGCAGCGCUGCAGCACUGGACCAUCCGGGGCCCCGAGGCCAGCCUGGCCCAGUUAAUUAGCGCCCUGCGCCAGCACCGGCGCAACGAUGUCGUGGAGAAGAUCCGUGGCCUGAUGGAAGAUACAGCCCAGAUGGAAACUGACAAGCUGGCUCUCCCGAGGAGCCCCAGCCCGCUUAGCACGAGCCCGGUUGCCAGCCCCAACCCGAAACUUGAGAAUUCCACACUCCUGACGGUGGAGCCCUCCCCGCUGGAUAAGAACAAGGGCUUCUUCGUGGACGAGUCCGAGCCCCUCCUUCGAUGUGACUCCACGUCCAGCGGCUCCUCGGCGCUGAGCAGGACCGGAUCCUUUAUAACCAAAGAAAAGAAGGACACAGUGCUGCGACAGGUGCGCCUGGACCCCUGCGACUUGCAGCCGAUUUUUGAUGACAUGCUCCACAUCCUGAAUCCCGAGGAGCUGCGGGUGAUUGAAGAGAUUCCUCAGGCCGAGGACAAGCUGGACCGGCUGUUUGAGAUCAUUGGAGUCAAGAGCCAGGAAGCCAGCCAGACCCUCCUGGACUCUGUUUAUAGCCAUCUUCCCGACCUGUUGUAGAACACGAGGAAUACUGCACUCUGGAAAUUACUCAAUUUAGUGGCAGGGUGGCGUUUUUAUUCUUAUUUUUUUUUUAAUUUUUGUUUUUUGGUGUGUGUGUGUGUGUGUGUGUGCGCGCGCGUGUGUGUGUUUAACAGAGUAUAUGGCCAGUGUUUUGAGUCCAUUCUUCUUUUUAAAAACCCUCCUGGGAAGUUAGCAUAUAAACCUUUUCAACUGUUUCAGAAUAUCCACCACUGAAGUUUUUUUAGGUUCCAUAUUUUCUCUGUUUUCCCUUCGUAUGUAUUCUCAGAAUUGUUCUGUGCACUUUAAAUUCACUUAAUGUAUCACAAAUACAGUGUGGCGUUUCCCACACACUGGAUUAUGAGGCUCUUAACUUCUUAAAAGUGUCAUAGCAUCUUGUGAAUGCUAUAAGCUGUCUUCAUGUCUCAACAUUCACAUCGGCUUUAUUAUUAUUAUUAUUAUUAUUACUAUUUUAUUAUUUGUCAUUUACGAAUUUUCUUAAGGGUUCAAGAAACAUAAGACCCCACUGAGUUACUGUAAUGCAAUUAGAUCUUGAGGUAUCUUUUUAACAUGCCUUGUUGGAUAGUUCAUAUUUAUGGCUGAAACUUGACCACAUUGUUGCUGAUUGUAUGGUUUUCACCUGGACACCGUGUUGAAUGCUUGAUUACUUGUGCUCCCCUUAUGCUAAUCUGCUCUGGGCUGGAGACAUGAAAUCCUCACAAGCCAUCAUGACUUGCUAUUUGAGUGGCUUGACAACUGGGCCACCAAGGAACUUGAACUUCAACUUUUAGAGAUUGAGCUGUUCUGGAACAUAUUGCUGCACUUUGGAAAGUCACAAUUGAAGUGCUGGUGACAAAUGGCACCUUUUCCAAAGGGAAUUUGUCCAGCUUUGCUUUACAAGAUGUCUUGUUUUUUAUACACACAUAGUCAAUAGGUCCGGUCUGCCCUCAAGGCCUUGGUCUUGGUGGGUUUCCUUCAUUCAAUCACUUUAGUUAAAAAUGGCUGCAGCUGUAAGAACUCUUGUCUGAUAUAUUUGCAACUCUGCUCCCAUUUAUAAACGUGCUCUUUGAUGCUUAGUUGCUGAAUUCUAAUGCAAAGGUGGUGUGGACUCCCUUUGUGUGGGUGGGGUUUGUGGGUAGUGGUGAGGGACUGAUAUCAGAAAAAUGCCUUCAAGUGUACUAAUUUAUUAAUAA